This is a messenger RNA of Temnothorax curvispinosus, 621 nucleotides long. RefSeq lists its product as uncharacterized. NCBI's taxonomy places the organism in Eukaryota, Metazoa, Arthropoda, Insecta, Hymenoptera, Formicidae. The transcript has a single exon. The record is from RefSeq and is a predicted model, not a curated record. Bases 1 to 621 code for a protein of 206 amino acids.
AUGGCGUACCAUACCGUUUCGUACGAGGCGGCUACUCUCCUGGCUCGCGUUCCGCCUCUACACCUCUAUGCGGAAUUUCUAAGACGGUCAUAUUUCCGGCAUCGUAGAAUGAAGGAGAAUGGCAAUUAUAACGAGGUAUUGGCUGCCGCUGUACGUUUGGAGGAAUGGAACGCACUACGAGAGCAAUGGCGUAUCCACGUUACGCGUGCAAAUCUUCCGGGAAGAAGAACGAGAGAGGCGAUUGGCCCCAGUUUUGAGGACUGGUUAGAUCGUAGUUCUGGUUUUCUCACGUAUAGACUAACUCAGUUUUUAACCGGCCAUGGGUGUUUCGGCACCUACCUGUAUAGGAUUAAUAAAGAGGAUACUCCAAUAUGCCGAUAUUGUAACACGGAAGAAGAUACCCCGGAGCACACCUUAAAGGUGUGUCAUUUCUGGGCCCAGGAGCGCGGUGAACUUGCUGCUGCAAUUGGUCAGAACCUCUCCCUGGGGAAUAUUGUUGCUAGGAUCUGCAACUCCAAGGAACGCUGGAACGCGUUCUCGACUUUUGCUGAGCGCGUUUUUCAACGCAAGGAAGAGGAUGAGCGUAGGAGACAGCAGCAGAUGAUCCUUGAUCCGGGAUAA